GGCGGCUGUGGGGGAUUACCCAUGAUGCCCCGUGGUAAAGAUGGCGACCGCUGAGAAGAUCCGUAACUUUCUGUGAGAGCGGCUCCGAGUCCAACUCUAGCCGCUGUUAGGUGCCCGGAGCCCGGCCGCAGCCUCCGCCAAGGACCGCUGCCAGCGCUCAUCCCCGGCCUGGAGUAUCCGCGCUUCCCGCUGACGGUCCACCUACUCCGGGCCUCGGAUUAAAGACCCGAGGACAGAGGAGACAAGAAGGUAGGAGACGAGGAGGGUAGGAGUCGAGGAGGUAGGAGAUGAGUGCGACCGCGAGGAAGCCCUACCGCAAAGCCCCGCCCCAACACCGAGAAACACGCCCCGUCCACCACCAGCCCGCUGCCCCGCCCUCAGAUGUCCCACAGGAGCCGGUCUCGGAGUCUGAGCGGAUCAGGAUGCUGGAGGCGCAGAAUGAGGAGCUGCGGCGCCGUCUCUCUUUGUCCAAUCAGAGGACAGAAGCUCUGGGGGCGGAGCUGGACUCGUGCAGACACUACAUGGAGGCGGAGCUUAACCGUACCCGCGAUGACCUUGACAAGAUGAGGGACAAGUUCAGGAGGCUACAGAACAGUUACACAGCGUCUCAGAGAACCAACCAGGAUCUGGAGGAGAAGCUUCACGCACUGCUGAGGAAGGUGGAGCGGGACAAGAAGACGAUGGACCAGGAGCUGGUGGAACUUACCAACAAAUUGUUAGACGCCAAAGGAACGAUCGACCGCCUGGAGGAGCUCAAUGAGCGUUACCGUCAGGACUGUAAUCUGGCCGUGCAGCUGCUCAAGUGCAACAAGAGCCACUUUAGGAACCACAAGUUUGCAGAUCUGCCCACGGAGCUCCAGGACAUGCUCAACAAACACAUGAAGAACACUCUACCCGACCAGAGCUCCACAGACAAGGACCCGGACUCCCUAAGCCUGACCCCGGCUGAUGUGGUGCCGACCUCUGUCAUCGCGAGAGUCCUGGAGAAACCGGAGCCGCUGUUACUUAACUCCGCCCACUCACGCAGCAGCCGGCCAAUCGCAGAGGACGUCUUUGUGCAUGUUGACAUGACAUCAUUGGAUGCACAGCCCAACGGAGCCAGUCCCGCGGCGGCCGGCUCUCCCCCGUCCAGCCGACAGCAGAAUGGCUCUUCCCGCCCCCUGGCCUCGCCUCGCCCACUGGCUGCAUCCCUUGAAGAUGUCUCCGUGUCCAAACUGAACCCGUACCCGGCCCCGCCCCCUCCGCUGCAGGCCCCGCCCCCUCACGCCCUGUAUCCAGGUCGAAAGGUCAUCGAGUUCUCGUCGGACGACCGCGUGAAGAUUCCCAAGAACAGUCCCCUCCCCAACUGCACAUACGCCACACGCCAGGCCAUAUCACUCAGCCUGGUGGAGAGCCCCACCCCCUCUGCCUCACACCGCGCCUCGGCCAAUCAAAGAGAGAUGCUGAGCGAGCCGCUGUCCAGCCAGUCCAGCCCCUUCAGCAGCCCCCCACAGGCUCUGAGUGCAGGUCCGAGCUCUGGCAGCUCUGAAGAGGACCUGUUGAACUCGUGGCAGAGACUCUUCGUGGACAAAAUGGCGCCCUCCGACACGCUGCACCGUACGGCCUUCAGCAGCCAAUCGGCACGCGAGCUCCAGCAUCGAGGUGGGGCUUACUCUGAUGGAGAGGAGGUUUCGUCUAAUCAGAGCUGGACCCCAAGCAGAGGCUCGAGUCUGGACACAGACACAGACCCUGAGACCAGACCAAGACCUAGCCAAGACCUACUGGACCUCAAAGACCCCAACCCCCUUAGUCCUGGUCUGCUGUUGGACUCGUCGCUGAUGUUGGGUGACUCUGAAAUGGCUGACAGGAAGUGUCUCCAUGACGACGACGACAACGACGAUGAGGAGGAGGAGGAGAGGGACGUCCUUCCUGGCGACCUGCCAAUCAUCUCUUCCCGCCUCCUGGACCCCACUCAGCCAAUCAGCUCGCAACACCCUGCCCCCGCUCCACAGCGCCCCCCGAAGAGCCCCAAACGCAUGGGUGUCCACCACCUGCACCGCAAAGACAGCCUGACGCGUGCCCAGGAGCAAGGCACUCUGCUGGACUAGAACCACCACCAACCCCAGGCCCAUGAGCAAGGCACGGUCUUUACCAAAACCACCGACCUCAGGAGCAAGGCACGCUCUGGACUAGAACCACCAACCCCAGGAGCAAGGCACUCUGCUGCACGAUGAACCUGAAUGUUUAAAUCUCACUUUUGACCAUUGGCCUCUGAGGAGUUGAGGGCCUUGGCACAGAGGAAUGUGACCCCUGACCUCCCCACGACCUGGGACUCAAAUCAGAGACCCUCUGGUGUGAGCGAGAGAGGGCUAACCACUUUGCCACUGUGCUCCUGAAUAAUCCAGUCAUCUAAUGUGUUAGGCCCCACCUCUUGCCUGUCACUCAAGAGACCCCGCCCUGCGCUCCCCUAAGCCCUACCCCUCGCCCGUCACUCACACAGAACCCGCCCUUCGUCUGUCACUCACACAGACCCACCCCUCGCCCGUCACUCACACAGUCCCCGCCCCUGAGUCUCAAACAGGAAAUGAUCUCACCGGACUCAAACCUUCUGAUUUAAAGUUUUUAUUUAGUUUUUUUUUGAAGAUUUUAAGUUUUUAUUUUAAGUUUAACCUGAGUUUAGUUUCAUUUUAGAUUUAUUUUAAUGAUACGUUUAUAAAUUUACUUUGGCUCGUUUUCAUUUUAAUGCUUCUGCAGAAACCUGAUGGGGCCAUGAGUCACAGGACUGGACCAGGACCUGGACUGAAGCCUGUAUUUAAACCAGAGACUGAAUCUGCUGGUGAAGGUCCAAACCACAUAGACUAGUAUACGCCCAUGUUCCACUAUGGAACCUACCUGCACCACUGAGUCAUUACACAGACAGAAGGCCACGUGGGACUAAAAAAGAAAGUAGACAAUAUACUGUGAUUUUCCACACUAAAUUGUAGUAAAGAGUGUUUUUAUUAUCAGCGUGGUAUUGGUAUUGAGUCCUUAGUAUUGCAGACUCAGCAUUAACCCUUCCCUGAGUUAUGGCUCCAUCAGGCCUUCGUAUUUAUGUUUGUGAUGUUUUUAAACCAACACACUGCACUUUUCGCCACCGAGUCGCCUGGUUGGCUGCUCUCUCCGGGCAAGCUGCCUGAUUGGUGGAUUAUUCGUGGAUGUAUUUAGCACCAUUCACAGCCUGAAUCACAAAUGUAACGACACACGAUUGGACAGAGCCAGUGCAUUCUGGGAAAUGCGAUCUCAUGGCAUGUUCAUGUUUCACCGUCAGAAAAGCCCCACUCCCUAAAACCAUGUUUCCCAGCAUGCACUGGGCACUGAACCCACAGGUCACAGAUUGUACCCUCUGACCUCUGACCCCUGCUGUAAUGUGUCACUUCCUGUUCGGACUGUUAGAGACGAAUGCGUUUAUUUUGUAAACGAGUAUUUUAAAACAAAUUAAAUAUUUUAAACUU
Molecule: messenger RNA, 3470 nt
Organism: Periophthalmus magnuspinnatus
Lineage: Eukaryota; Metazoa; Chordata; Actinopteri; Gobiiformes; Gobiidae
Gene: tjap1
Product: tight junction associated protein 1 (peripheral)
Exons: 12
Coding region: 288-2087 (599 amino acids)
Biological process (GO): Golgi organization
Cellular component (GO): trans-Golgi network
Source: RefSeq, a predicted model, not a curated record